Molecule: messenger RNA, 1659 nt
Organism: Candidozyma auris
Lineage: Eukaryota; Fungi; Ascomycota; Pichiomycetes; Serinales; Metschnikowiaceae
Gene: RCK2
Product: serine/threonine protein kinase
Exons: 1
Coding region: 1-1659 (552 amino acids)
Biological process (GO): protein phosphorylation
Molecular function (GO): protein kinase activity; ATP binding
Source: RefSeq, a predicted model, not a curated record
AUGUUUGACAAUUUAAGAGCGUUUAUUAGACACGGAAAAUCAGCCUCUGUACCGCAAAAGAACGAGAUGUAUAAUAAGGACGCCAAGGGCGAUAUCCCCAUCACGGAUGCCGAAGCCGAACUUAUGCAAGCUUCUGAGUCCACUUUAGCCGGAAACUCCACACUUCCGUCAGACCUCGAGUAUUCUGACUACACUUCUGGAUCUUCCCAGGACGAGGUCGAAAGAUGCAAGAAACACACUCCUUCUGACAACUUGCCUCUGCUGGAACAUAAGCACCAGAAGCAUAUGAAGAAUGAGUUUGAUCAAAACGAGGACCACGCUUUCCAAAGAGCCGAGUAUCAACACAAUAAUGAAAACUACGAGUAUGCAACCAGACUCGUAGAGGAGGAGCGCAAGCAGAGAAAAAGGAAGUACCCUAAUCUUGAGCAGUAUGAAAUGAUGGAAAAGCUAGGUGAUGGCGCUUUUUCGGUUGUCUACAAAGCAGUACAUCGAGAAACAGGCAAGCACGUCGCCGUCAAGGUGCUUCGCAAGUAUCAAAUGGACAAUGCACAGAAGCAAGCGGUGCUUAAAGAGGUCAUCAUCAUGAGACAGCUCAAGCACCCCAACAUAGUCAAUUUCAUUGAGUUCAUCGAAAGUGAUCCAUACUACUAUAUUGUUCAGGAGCUUGUUGGUGGUGGCGAGAUUUUCUCCGCUAUUGUGAACUACACAUACUUGUCUGAAGACUUAUCACGUCAUGUUAUCUAUCAGACAGCUUUGGCGGUGCGUUAUCUACAUGAGGAGGUUGGAAUCGUUCACAGAGACAUCAAACCAGAGAACCUACUCUUUUAUCCUAUCGAAUUUAAGCCUUCUCUCAAUCCUAUUGCCAAGUUAAGAAGAUCUGAUGACCCAAAGACCAAGAAGGACGAGGGUGAGUUCACUCCAGGUGUUGGAGGCGGUACUAUUGGAACUGUUAAACUCGCUGAUUUCGGCCUCUCCAAGCAGAUUUGGAGUCAUAACACUAAGACUCCGUGCGGUACAGUCGGUUACACUGCCCCGGAGAUCGUGAAGGACGAAAAAUAUUCCAAGGAGGUAGAUAUGUGGGCUCUUGGAUGUGUGUUAUACACUGUGUUAUGCGGCUUCCCUCCAUUUUAUGAUGAGCGUAUAGAAACACUUACAGAAAAGGUUGCUAGCGGUGAGUACACAUUUUUAGCUCCUUGGUGGGAUGAAAUUAGCGCUGGUGCAAAAUAUUGCGUUUCUCGCCUUCUCACGGUCGAUCCUAAGCAUCGUUACACAAUUGACGAGCUUCUACAAGACCCUUGGUUGAGAGAAGCCGGAAGGGCAUAUGAAAAGCCUAACUUAUCAUCGCGUCCAUACACAUCAUCUCAGAUUGGGAGGUUGCAACUGUCCAUCUACAAAAAUGAACUUUAUUCCCCUGCAGCUACAGCCAUGCGUGAAGCCUUCGACAUUUCAGCGGCAGUCCAUCGUGCUGGUGAGGAAAAUGCCUUACAAAACAAUAUUCGUAAUGCGCUCCCAGGCAUGACAGAAGAGGAAGAUGAGGAGAGCAUCGGAAUCAAGAGCCAGGUCCAAAAGGAUACUGUGGAUACAGAGAAGAGCUUGUUUGACUUGAAUCUUCAUGGUGCUUCCAUACUAGAAAGAAGAAAGAAUAAAGCUUUAUUUUAA